Molecule: messenger RNA, 2631 nt
Organism: Verticillium dahliae VdLs.17
Lineage: Eukaryota; Fungi; Ascomycota; Sordariomycetes; Glomerellales; Plectosphaerellaceae
Product: beta-glucosidase
Exons: 4
Coding region: 1-2631 (876 amino acids)
Biological process (GO): glucan catabolic process
Molecular function (GO): beta-glucosidase activity
Source: RefSeq, a predicted model, not a curated record
AUGAAGCUGACCCUCGCUACUGCCUUACUGGCAGCCAGCGGGUGUGUCUCUGCGGGACAACCCAAGCUCAAGCAUCCUCAGCGCCAGACUAACAGCUCUAGCGAGCUCGCCUUUUCCCCUCCGCACUACCCUUCUCCAUGGAUGAACCCCCAAGCGACUGGGUGGGAGGACGCCUACGCCCGUGCCAGAGAGGUGGUAGAGCAGAUGACUCUGCUCGAAAAGGUCAACCUGACGACAGGUGUCGGCUGGAGCGGUGAUCUCUGCGUCGGAAACGUCGGCUCGAUCCCCCGAAUCGGCUGGAGGGGGCUUUGUUUGCAGGAUGGCCCACAGGGUAUCCGUUUCGCGGACUACGUCUCGUACUUCACUUCGAGCCAGACAGCCGGCGCUACCUGGGACCGAGGGCUUCUGUACCAGCGCGCUCACGCCAUUGGCGCCGAAGGAGUAGCCAAGGGCGUCGACGUCGUCCUCGGGCCCGCCAUUGGCCCUCUAGGUCGCCUUCCCGCCGGAGGUCGUAACUGGGAGGGUUUCGCCGUGGACCCUUACCUCAGUGGCGUUGCUGUCGCCGAAUCCGUCAGGGGCAUCCAGGAUGCUGGUGCUAUUGCCAACGUCAAGCACUACAUCGUCAAUGAGCAGGAACAUUUCCGCCAGGCUGGCGAGGCUCAAGGUUACGGCUACGAUGUCGACGAGGCAUUAUCGUCGAACGUUGACGACAAGACCAUGCAUGAGCUUUACCUUUGGCCAUUUGCAGACGCUAUCAACAACAGUUACGGCUGUCAAAACUCACAUCUUCUGAAUGGGCUCCUCAAGGACGAACUCGGCUUUCAGGGGUUCGUCCUCAGCGAUUGGCAAGCGCAGCAUGCUGGUGCUGCCACUGCCGUUGCUGGACUUGACAUGGCCAUGCCCGGUGACACUCGCUUCAACACCGGAGUCGCCUUCUGGGGCGCUAACCUUACCAAUGCCAUUUUGAACGGCACCGUUCCCGAAUAUCGGCUCGAUGACAUGGCCAUGCGUAUUAUGGCGGCCUUUUUCAAAGUUGGAAAGACCCUGGACGAUGUUCCUGACAUCAACUUCUCGUCUUGGACAAAAGACACCAUCGGCCCGCUGCACUGGGCGGCCCAGGACAAUGUGCAGGUCAUCAACCAACACGUUGAUGUCCGUCAAGACCACGGCGCCCUCAUUCGCACCAUCGCUGCCCGCGGUACUGUCUUACUAAAAAAUGAGGGAUCACUGCCUCUGAACAAGCCGAAAUUUGUUGCUGUCAUUGGUGAAGAUGCUGGCCCUCGUCCUGUUGGUCCCAAUGGCUGCCCUGAUCAGGGUUGCAAUAACGGCACUCUGGCUGCUGGAUGGGGAUCUGGCACCGCCAGUUUCCCUUAUCUCAUCACUCCUGAUAGUGCUCUUCAGUUUCAAGCCGUUUCGGAUGGCUCGCGAUACGAAAGCAUCCUCAGCAACUGGGAUUAUGAGCGCACAGAGGCCUUGGUUUCCCAGGCGGAUGCUACUGCUCUGGUUUUCGUCAAUGCAAACUCUGGCGAAGGAUAUAUCAGCGUUGAUGGAAACGAAGGUGAUCGCAAGAACCUCACUCUCUGGAAUGGAGGAGACGAGCUUAUUCAACGAGUCGCUGCGGCCAACAACAACACCAUCGUCAUCAUCCAUUCGGUUGGUCCCGUUCUAGUCACUGACUGGUACGAGAAUCCCAAUAUCACGGCUAUCAUCUGGGCCGGCUUACCCGGACAGGAGUCUGGCAACUCUAUCGCCGAUAUUCUUUACGGCCGCGUGAACCCUGGUGGCAAGACACCUUUCACCUGGGGUCCAACUGUUGAGAGCUACGGCGUUGACGUCCUGAGAGAGCCCAACAAUGGCAAUGGUGCUCCCCAGAGCGAUUUCGACGAGGGAGUCUUCAUCGAUUACCGUUGGUUUGACCGGCAGUCGGGUGUUGAUAACAAUGCAUCAGCGCCGAGGAACAGCAGCAGCAGCCACGCCCCAAUCUUCGAGUUUGGCUAUGGCCUUUCGUACACAACCUUUGAAUUCUCCAAUCUUCAGAUUGAGAGGCAUGACGUUCACGAUUACGUCCCUACCACUGGGCAGACGAGCCCUGCGCCGAGAUUUGGUGCUAACUACAGUACGAACUACGACGACUACGUCUUUCCCGAGGGCGAAAUCCGUUACAUCUAUCAACACAUCUACCCAUACCUCAAUUCCUCAGACCCAAAGGAGGCAUUGGCUGAUCCUAAAUACGGCCAAACUGCAGAAGAGUUCCUCCCAGAGGGCGCUCUUGAUGCCUCACCGCAGCCUAGGCUCCCAGCUUCUGGAGGGCCCGGAGGCAACCCAAUGCUUUGGGACGUCAUAUUCACGGUCACCGCGACCGUGACCAACACGGGUAAGGUUGCUGGGGACGAAGUGGCACAGCUUUACGUUUCUCUUGGUGGACCUGACGAUCCGAUUCGAGUCCUCCGUGGGUUCGACCGCAUUCACAUCGCGCCUGGAGCCUCGCAAACCUUCCGUGCGGAACUCACGCGCCGGGACCUCAGCAACUGGGAUGUUGUCACGCAAAAUUGGUUCAUCAGCCAGUACGAAAAGACGGUCUUUGUCGGGAGCUCAUCCCGAAACCUCCCUCUCAGCACUCGCCUCGAAUAG